CCGGGCGUAUAGCAGUUUCCUGAAUCUGAAUUGUGCGAAUGUGUACGCGGAUGUCAGUACAAAGUUUUACAUUUUAAAAUGCACAGACUGGAAAACGGGUUUUUGCAAAAAGCUGCUGCGGAGAAACUCGAAAAGUUUAAUAAAUUAAGAGGCCAUGAAGUACGAACAGGAGAAUUUUGGGAUAUUGUUGUUAUCACAGCCAUUGAUGAAGACCAGAAACUGGCAUACGAAAUGCAACUUUCCGAGAAACUCCGUAGAAGAGAACUUCCACUUGGUGUUCAUUAUCAUGUGUUUGCUGAUCCUCCUGGAUAUAAAAUAGGCAAUGGCGGUUCCACGCUAUAUGUCUUAGAAAACUUGGAAGAUAAGUAUGGGGAGAAUCUGAGUAAGUUUAAGAUAAUGAUUAUACAUGCAGGAGGACUGAGUCAAAGACUUCCAAAUGCCAGUACCCUAGGAAAAAUCUUUACUGCCUUGCCACUUGGUGACCCAGUAUACCAGAUGCUUGAACUUAAGCUGUCAAUGUACAUAGACUUCCCCAUUGACAUGAAACCUGGGGUUUUGUUGACUUGUGCCGAUGACAUUGAACUUUACGACAUCGCAAGCACAGAGAAGAUAGUUUUUGAUAAGCCUGGCUUUACUGCCUUGGCUCACCCUUCCCCCCUCUCCAUCGGGACAACUCAUGGGGUGUUUGUACUGGAUCCCAGGGAAGAAUCUGGAAUUUCCCAGAUGGAAUACAGGUCCUGUUACCGUUUUCUCCAUAAACCAAGCAUUGAAGAAAUGUACGAAAAUGGCGCGGUGUGCAAGGGAACUGCUAUGAAUGUAACCAAUUCUGAGUUUGUUUACACUGACAGCACAUACUAUAUAGAUUAUGCAACGAUGCAAUGUCUGCUGCUUUUGCUCAAAGACAUCAGGCCUAUAAUUUGUGAGAUUGAUGCCUAUGGGGAUUUCUUGCAGGCGUUGGGCCCUGGAGCCACAUUAGCAUAUACCCACAACUCUAGCAAUGUGACAACAGAAGAAAGCAAUCUUUUAAAAGUCAGGCAAAUGAUAUUUCAGAGGCUUCAAGGAAAGGCCCUUAAUGUUAUUGUUUUGAAUCACUCUAAAUUCUAUCACAUUGGCACUACUAGAGAAUACCUUUUCCAUUUGACACAAGAUGAUAACUUUAGGUCUGAACUUAAUCUGGUUUCCAGUGCAUUCAGCACAUGCCCUAGUGUAAUGCCAGACAAUUGCAUAAUUCACAGUGUCCUUCAUCCGAGCUGCAUUAUAGGUCCGGGGACAGUGAUUGAGUACUCUAGGCUUGGUGCUAAUGUGACAAUAGGUAAAGGUGCAAUCAUCAGCGGGUGUGACGUCAGCAGUGAUCUUCAUGUACCUUCCGGUGUGUUCAUGCAUUCGCUGAGUGUGAAUGUACAUGGCACCACGAGCUUUGUGACAUUUGCAUUUGCAAUAGAGGACAAUAUGAAACAGUGUGUGACCUCAUUGACUGAAAUCGAUGAACUGCAGCUUUUCGGAAAUAGUCUUGAGAAAUGCCUUUAUCACUGGAGCCUAAGGGUCGAAGACCUUAAAUUUUCUGGUGACACGGGCAGGUUUGGUUUGUGGAAUGCUAGCAUUUUCCCACAAUGCUCUGAUCUGAGGCACUCAUUCACAUUGUCAUUACAGAUGAUCUGUUCUCUGUAUAGCAAGUCUACUUUUAGAUUUCCCAAAGACAUAAGACUGUUAUCCAUACAGGAGGUCUUAAAAUACAAGAAUUUGGCAGAAAUGUUGAAGUUCAGACAGCAUCUGUAUGAAGAGAUACAAGAAAAUAAAAACAUUCCCCUAAAUAUCUAGGAUCAAAAGUUCGGUGUGAGUUGAAUGUCUGCACAGUCAUGCGUUAACAAGGGGGACAUAUUCGGAGAAACGCGAUGUUACAUGAUUCUGUCAUUGUGAGAGCAUCGUAAAGAGUACUUAUACACACCUAUAUGGUAUAGCCUACUACAGACCUAGGCUAUAGUAAUCUUUUUUUUGUUUUUGGUAAAAAGAGUACAGUACACAAAAUUUAUAAACCAAUAAUAUAGUUACUUUAUCAUUAUCAAGUAUUUUGUACUAUGCAUAAUUGUAUGUUCUGUACUUUUAUACGACUGGCCCGUGAAUGAUGUAUUGCACAAUGAUGUCACUAGGCGAUUAGUGACCUAAAGAUCUUUAUGCAACACAUGACUGUAAUUGAUUUAAUUUCAGAUCAGUUCGGUGUUUUAGAGAUUUUUGAGUGUGACUACCAUCAUCAAAUCUUUUUGUACAGGAUUUAACCAAAUUAGUGUGUUGAUGGCAUGGAACAGUUGGAACAUUGCCAGUUAUUAUUGACAUUAUCAAUUAGUUGUUGCAGCCCUUAAUGUAGAAAUGGGUAGGUAACUGGCUUCUCUAAAUUGGCAUAUGUAUUAUUGUUUGUGUAUGGCCAUCAUCACUAUUGAUGGGUGACCCUGCAACCCCGACCAGGACCGUUAGAAGAUAGGGGGGUAGGUAAAUGUUAAAAUUUGCCCUUUUUUUCAACACAAUACUACAAGGACUUUCACCAUAAAUUACCAUAUGUUUGCUGUAUAUAUUAGUGCCAGUCUGAUUUUUCAUAGUUGUUUAUGCUAUUUAGAAUACACUACUGAAUUAUUCAGUCUCUCAUUCAAAUGAAAUGAUAUUGAAUAAAUUGCAAUGAAAUUGUAAAUAUAGUCAUUCAUGAUUUACCUUUAUAAUAUCAUUUAUACAGGCUUAAUACAGGCCCUCGAAAAUGUAUUUUUGAUAUUGAUUUAAUUCAUUUAAAUCUUUACUACUAAUAACUAAUAACUCUUUUCUUCCUUAUCAAAUCAUCAUUUUCAUUCAUAUGGUAAUCAACUGAAUUUUUCACAACUGGGAUUAAUGUGUAAAGAUCACUCAAAGGAAAACGGACAUGCUCAGUGUUUUUUAUUUUUCAGUUGUAGCCAAUAUUUCCAUUAUCUGCUGACAAUUCAUUAUGGCUUAAAAUACUUUCUGUUUGAGUAUGUCACUUUGCCAAACAAAUAAGUAGCUGGACAAACAUAUAUCUAUUAUUUGUAAUCCCACAAUGUCUGAAAACAUUUGCAAUGUGUGAAUGUUUUUGCAAGGUAUUAUGUAAUCAUAUUGUAUUGGAUGCCACUGAAGAGUGCAUUCUUACAGCACUUUCUCAGAAAGAUCUGGACUGUGAUUGGUUCUGUUUUGGGUGAGUUUUCUCUAUGACCCUUAGUGCCAUAGUGUUCUAUUUGUUUAUUGCCAUUCAUGAUUAUUAUUGUUGAAGUGUGUUUAGCUUAAUCAUUAUGCUGUUUAUAACUUGUGUUUUACCUUGGAGCUGGUUAAGGGCAUUUUGUUCAUCUGGGUAAGUUGGCCUGUUGCUCCCAUAGAAAAUGUAAGUUUUUAAGUUUUGAUUGUUGCAUGUCACAAUACUGCCUUUUAAAACUGAAUGACCAACAGUUGUGUGUUUGUGAUAUUGCCCCUGAGUCCUGCCUGUUGGUUAAUAAAGCAAGAAAACCACUGUA
Molecule: messenger RNA, 3503 nt
Organism: Brienomyrus brachyistius
Lineage: Eukaryota; Metazoa; Chordata; Actinopteri; Osteoglossiformes; Mormyridae
Gene: fpgt
Product: fucose-1-phosphate guanylyltransferase
Exons: 4
Coding region: 79-1818 (579 amino acids)
Molecular function (GO): transferase activity, transferring phosphorus-containing groups
Source: RefSeq, a predicted model, not a curated record